This is a messenger RNA of Oncorhynchus tshawytscha (Chinook salmon), 2848 nucleotides long. RefSeq names its product legumain (gene lgmn). Gene Ontology annotation, biological process: vacuolar protein processing. NCBI's taxonomy places the organism in Eukaryota, Metazoa, Chordata, Actinopteri, Salmoniformes, Salmonidae. The transcript has 14 exons. Gene Ontology annotation, molecular function: cysteine-type endopeptidase activity. The record is from RefSeq and is a predicted model, not a curated record. The coding region runs from base 151 to 1434 and encodes 427 amino acids.
CUGAUUGGCUGUCGGCCAAAACCCUCAUGUUUUCCCCAUCUCCAACAUGUGUAUAAAAGUCCUGUCUCCUAGCAUGUCCCAGCUACACACGUUUUUGGAGUCUUCCUGAUAGCAACAAAGAGAAACACAGACGGACACUGGGAGAGGAUCAUGUUGACGUUGACUCUUCUGGGCCUCAGUAUAGGACUGGUGGCUAAUGCUUUCCCCACACAGCAGUCUGGAAAUGGGAAGAACUGGGUGGUGAUUGUCGCUGGCUCCAAUGGCUGGCACAACUACAGACACCAGGCCGAUGCUUGCCAUGCGUACCAGAUCGUCCACAAGAAUGGCAUCCCUGACAAGCAGAUUGUUGUGAUGAUGUAUGAUGAUCUGGCGACCAAUAAGCAAAACCCCACCCCAGGUGUGGUGAUCAACCGACCCAGUGGGACAAACGUCUACAAGGGAGUCCCCAAAGACUACACUGGGAACGCUGUGACCCCUGACAACUUCCUGGCGGUGCUGAAGGGUGACUCUGCCAGUACACAGCUGGGUUCUGGAAAGGUGCUGAAGAGCGGUCCCAACGACCACGUGUUUGUGUACAUCUCUGCCCGAGGAGCGCCUGGUCUGCUGGCCUUCCCCAAUGAUGAGCUCUAUGCUGCCGACCUCAUGGACGUUAUUGAAUACAUGCAUAAGAACAAGAAAUACAAAAAGUUGGUGUUCUAUAUUGAUGCCUGUGAUUCAGGAUCAAUGAUGACCAAGCUGCCUGAUGACAUCAAUGUGUAUGCCACCACAGCAACCAACUCCUAUGCCUGUUACUAUGACGAGAAGAGGAAUACCUACCUGGGGGACUGGUACAGUGUUAAUUGGAUGGAAAACUCUGAUGUGGAGGACCUGAGCAAGGAGACCCUAAUGAGACAGUUCAAGGUCGUCCGGAGCAAGACCAGACACGUCAUGCAAUUUGGAAACAAGACUCUGGCCAACAUGAAGGUAAAGGCUUUUCAAGGUAAUGCCAAAGCCCGGCCUGCCCCCCCCAUGACCCUGCAGCCUGUAGUGGAGCCAGGUCUAAUCCCCAGCCCUGACGUCCCUAUGGCCAUCCUCAAUAGGACAGCCACAGCCAAGGGGCAUGUCUACCAGCUCCGCUCACACCUCAAGGGUAUUGAGCAGCUGAAACAGAAUAUGCAAAAGGUGGUGCAGUGUGUGACGGGCGUUAACCGCGAGAAUCCGAAGAUUCUGAAUGUGAAGAUGGAUAAGAUGCAGCACCAGUGCUACAAGGAUGCUGUCAGUCACUACAAGAAACAUUGCUUUAGAUGGUUUUCCCCUGAGCGUGAGUAUUAUCUGCGGGACCUGUACAUGUUGUUCAACCUGUGUGUGUCGAGAUAUGGAAGAGAAAGUAUCCUGAUGACAAUAGAGAAAGUGUGUCUAGUUGAAGAGACAGGUUGCGGUGUCUGCGGACAGUAGGGUCUGAGAAGACAAGUCUCGUCUUUUCACUGACAAGGAAUACAGUUUGAAUCUUUUUUUAUUUUAUUUUUUAAUCACUACUCUCUUCUAAUCAUAGCUUUGAUUUCAAACUUGUUUUUUCCCCUCCGGUUUUAAUGAGACCUUUUUUUAAAGAUGUGUUUUUAUGAUGAAUUUCACUAUAUCCCUGUGAGAGUUUGUUUUGUUUUUGAUGAGAAGAAUGUUUUUCUCAUUUUUUUUUACUGCUCUGAUUUCUAUGAACACUAAUGAGAGGAGAUCAGGAGCCAGUUUGCCCACUUGGUUGUCAGCUCUGCUCUGCUGGUUGUCAGCUCUGCUCUGCUGGUAGCUCUGCUCUGCUGGUUGUCAGCUCUGCUCUGCUGGUAGCUCUGCUCUGCUGGUUGUCAGCUCUGCUCUGCUGGUAGCUCUGCUCUGCUGGUUAUCAGCUCUGCUCUGCUGGUAGCUCUGCUCUGCUGGUUGUCUGCUCUGCUGGUUGUCAGCUCUGCUCUGCUGGUAGCUCUGCUCUGCUGGUUAUCAGCUCUGCUCUGCUGGUUGUCUGCUCUGCUGGUUGUCUGCUCUGCUGGUUGUCUGCUUUGCUGGUUGUCUGCUCUGCUCUGCUCUGCUGGUAGCUCUGCUGGUAGCUCUGCUCUGCUGGUUGUCUGCUCUGCUGGUUGUCUGCUCUGCUGGUUGUCAGCUCUGCUCUGCUGGUUGUCAGCUCUGCUCUGCUGGUUGUCAGCUCUGCUCUGCUGGUUAUCAGCUCUGCUCUGCUGGUUAUCAGCUCUGCUCUGCUGGUUAUCAGCUCUGCUCUGCUGGUUGUCUGCUCUGCUCUGCUGGUUGCUCUGCUCUUCUCUGCUGGUUGCUCUGCUCUGCUGGUUGUCAGCUCUGCUCUGCUGGUUGCUCUGCUCUGCUGGUAGCUCUGCUGCAGUAGGGUGAAGUUCACCUAGUUUCUGAUCUUAAUGUCAGUUCUGCUUUCCCCCCCCCCACCAAUGGUUAAGUUUAUGACUUGUAGAAGGGACUUCACCCCUGAGCGAGACUGACCUGGAGGUUGAAUCCUACAGCAUCACACAUGAUCUGCAAGAUAAACCAAUCUCCUGUUUUUAAAGGAUCAGGCUAUGUUGAUGUUGUCACACGGAUUUUGAAAUAUAACCUGGACAGUCUAAAACAGCUGUGGACUAGUCAUUGCUCUCGCCGUCGGUACCUUUUAUAUCUAGUCAAGGUUUAAUUAAGAUAUUGCCCGAGUCAGAUAAUUGUUAUCAUAUUAGGAUUGUUUGAGUUAAACGAUACAGCUGCUGUACCUGGUUUUGCUGAGGAUAGGUACAACGGACACAAUUCUCUUUUUAAAAGGUGAAGUUUCUGAAUGGCGGUGGAAGGAAUUGAGGAGCGGACUGCAGCAAUUGUGUAAAUAAAACCUCUGUUCAGA